CGAACCAUUCAGCGCGGGUAUCCAUCUUCCGACUCCACGCAAGUUGUGACCAGCGGGGGCAUCUUCCGGCAAGGCGCAUCUUCACCUCCGCCAUGUGUGCUGUCCUGUGGAAGCGUCGAGCAGCAGGUGUGUCGUCGACUCCGGCGUACGCCAUCUCCUGUUGCAGCAUACGGCAGCGGGCGCAUUUACGGGUCCGGCGUGCGUGGUCUCCUGCGGCAGGGUUGCGGAGCGGGCGUGUCUUUGGCGGCUGUGGCAGGCGUCACGCUGUGGGGGCAGAACGAUUCCCAGAGAUGGACGUUCGCGGCAGCGGGCACGGUCUGCGCGAAGAGGAGAUCGACGCGGUGGUGCUGGCGGUUACUGCCGUCGUCGUGAACACGAUGGGCGACAUGUCGUCGUCCUCAAGCAACAUGCUGACGCAGCUCCGUAAACGAAGAGUGCUGUUGCAGCGCAUUGCCGAAGCGCUGGAUUGCAUCGCCACGUGUGAGGCAGUCCUGUGGAGGCGUGCAGAAGCUGGUGAGCUGUUCGACGCACCUCCGGAGAAUCUGCCGCACGGUGUCGUCACGCGAGGUUACCUGCUAGGCGACAACGGUUAUCCAGUUGCCUGUCCAUGGAUCGUGCAACCGUACGGAGGAAUCGACCAAGAUUCUGACGAGGAGUGCUUCGACACGCGGCAAAAGGUGGCGUGGGGGUGUGCGGAGAGGGCAUUUGGGCGACUGAAGUGCAUGUGGCGUCUGUUCUUGCGCACCCACAAGACGAAUCUGGAGACCUUGCCACAACAAUUCGUGACCGUGUGCACUCUCCACAACAUCCUCCUCGACGCGGGGAUCGACUUCGAUGAGAACCUUUUGUGGGAGGUGGAUGAGAACGGCAUUCGGCGUAGAGUAGACUUGGGCAUUGUGGGGAACGGCGCGGCCGGGCAGCGACGGAGCACGAACGUGGACGGGGACUUGUCGCGGGAUGCACUUCGAGACCGCCUAGCUCUGAUGUAGGACCGUGCGGACGGGAGGGGGAGGGGGGGGGGGGGGGGGGGGGGGGGGGGGGGGGGGGGGGUAGGGGGCGAGAGCACGUGGGUUGGUGCGAUCGGCAGGCAGGUGGAAUUGGCACGUGGCCCGUGUCCAUUGGCGUC
Messenger RNA from Chara braunii, 1126 nucleotides. The record is from the annotation of a GenBank genome assembly. NCBI's taxonomy places the organism in Eukaryota, Viridiplantae, Streptophyta, Charophyceae, Charales, Characeae.